This is a messenger RNA of Megalopta genalis, 867 nucleotides long. RefSeq lists its product as uncharacterized. NCBI's taxonomy places the organism in Eukaryota, Metazoa, Arthropoda, Insecta, Hymenoptera, Halictidae. Gene Ontology annotation, molecular function: protein binding. The record is from RefSeq and is a predicted model, not a curated record.
CCAUGUAAUCUUGAUAUGAAUGAUUCGCAAAUUAAUCUUCCAGAAUAUAAAUUGCUCAGGAAACAUCUGUACGCGGUAGUCGAGCAUCUAGAUACUUGUGAGACAUAUAGGUUUGCUGUUGGAGUUUAUGGACCGUAUGGUAGUGGUCCUUUGAGCUUUGCACAUCAUGUGCAUACGAGUUUCAAUCCACGUGCCGCACCAACAGAUGUACGUGUACUGCCGUCUGACAAGGAUGAUACUAUAACUAUUAUUUGGGCUGCCAGUUGUCAUGUAAUCGAUUCGCUUAUCGCAUAUACGAUCACUGUCACUGAGCUAACGUUGAAUAAGCAUUUUGCGGUAACUCUGCCACCAACAGAUAAAACAAUAAUGAAUCACACGUUUAAUUCUAUAAAUUAUGGCAGCACGUAUAAUAUAGUUAUAGCAACGGUCGUUGAAAAUACCUUGCCAAGUCGACCGGUCAUCUACACGGCCAUUGCGAUACCGCCACCCCAUCAGCUGUUGGUUGUACCCGAGAAGUCGGCGUACGUUCUAUUUUGGCAGGAGCAUGAUCUACCUGGAGAUUUGGAGAACUCGAAGUACCAUUAUGAAAUUCUAGUGAUGGAAGAAUCGAAAAAAAAGAACGAAUCCACUGCUACAAUCUUCAAGGUUCAUAACGUGUGCGAGGCUUACCUUAUUGUUUUAAAAAGUUACCUAUCUUCGUCAAAUUGCUUUAGAAUAAUACUUAUUUAUACAGUGUAUGGUUUAAUUCGAAACACGUAGAUCUCUUGUAAACUCUUGCAAAAAUCUUUCAGACAAAACUUGUGCGAUGCGAUAGGGCAAGAGCACACGAAGGGUAGUUCUUACAGUAAUACACAAUUGCUAAUACAA